This is a messenger RNA of Macadamia integrifolia, 1320 nucleotides long. RefSeq names its product GATA zinc finger domain-containing protein 7-like. The record is from RefSeq and is a predicted model, not a curated record. The transcript has 4 exons. The coding region runs from base 176 to 1090 and encodes 304 amino acids. NCBI's taxonomy places the organism in Eukaryota, Viridiplantae, Streptophyta, Magnoliopsida, Proteales, Proteaceae.
UAUUCUCUAAACCAAAGAAGAAGAAACGAGAAGAGGAGUAGAGGAAGAGUAACUAUAAGAAGGAGAAGGAGAAGGAGAAGAAGAAGAAGAAGAAGAAGGGGAUAGAAGCUAGGUAGCUAGAACCUCACCUACAACACCUAAACACUGAGACAGUGAAUAUUGUUGUGUAGGUGAGAUGGAAAAACAAGAUAGCAAAGAACAAGGCAGAUUGGAUGGAUUAGUAGAACUGAAUGAGUCUAAUACAACAACAAGAAGAUCAUCAGGAGGAUCAGGUGGUGGUGGUCACUCUGUUAGUUUUCUACAUGGCAGUAAUAGUAGUAGUAAUGGUAAUAUUGCUGCACCAUCAGGAAGUACAUUUGGAACAUAUCUUCCUUUUGAUCUCAGUCGUCAAUCCAUGACCACUACUGGUGAUCAAAGAGGCAACAUUAAUAUUAAUAAUAGUAAUAAUGUCCAACACCAUGGUAGCUCAGCUACUUAUGCAACUGCAGCAAAUUCCAAUUAUCCCUACCGUCGCAGAAGUACUGUGUCAUCAUCAUCAUCAGCAGCAGCAGGAGGAAGCCCUUACAGUGGUCCUAGUUUGUCACAUGAAGCACUUCCUCCUGUUGAUCAUCAUGCAGCUGAUCAGAGAUCUAAGGGUUCAGCUUACAGUAUGCCAAAGGCGUUUCUCUUUGGUAGCACUAGUUCCCAAGCUCAAGCUCCUUCAGCAUAUGAUGAACUGAAGCUAAUUGAAAACAUUGCUGAUACCUUAAGUCCAGCUGAAGUGAGACAUCUUCUGUUCCAAGGGCAUGAGAAUGAGCAUAUGGCUGCCUCUCUUCUCCACCCUAACAUUGGAAGUAAUGUUUCACCCCAAUGGCGCCAGAAUCAUGAUAAUCUUCUUGUUGGCCAAUUACCUCCUCGUCCUCAUCUUGUUGAUUUGAGAACAAGUUGCAUAUACUGUUACCAGAAUAUAUCAACUGGGAAUACAACUGUUUCAAAACGUUCAUGUGGCCAUUAUUUCCAUAACAAUUGCUUUCAUCUUCAAUCUGAAUCCAUGAAGGGUCAGCAUAUCUGGAUCACUGACUGCCAUUUCUGCCAGUUAGAGAAGCAUUGAAGCAUAAGUAAAGACUCAGGAGGUUUUCAAGCUUGAUGGGCUUCUCCUUCUCUUAUUUCUGUCUUUUUGAUCCGUUUUAAGUUAAAACCAUUUUGACUUAUUAGCAGUUUCUUCUGGAUCAAUAAUUUCAAAUAAAUUUUAGUGGUUUAAUUGGAAACUUGUAGUUUGUGAACAAUUUAAUGAGGGAUUUUACAUAAAACAAAUCUUUGAUUGUUGGGUUAGAGACUAAA